This is a messenger RNA of Catharus ustulatus (Swainson's thrush), 699 nucleotides long. It is a transcript of the gene CLDN14, whose product is annotated as claudin 14. The coding region runs from base 1 to 699 and encodes 232 amino acids. The record is from RefSeq and is a predicted model, not a curated record. Gene Ontology annotation, biological process: cell adhesion; bicellular tight junction assembly. Gene Ontology annotation, molecular function: structural molecule activity. Gene Ontology annotation, cellular component: bicellular tight junction; plasma membrane. The transcript has a single exon. Lineage: Eukaryota; Metazoa; Chordata; Aves; Passeriformes; Turdidae.
AUGGCCAGCUGGGCCCUGGAGCUGCUGGGCUUCUCCCUGAGCCUGCUGGGCUUCCUGGGGACGUUAAUCGCCACCAUCCUGCCCCACUGGUGGCGCUCGGCCCACGUGGGCGCCAACAUCAUCACGGCCGUGACCUACCUGAAGGGGCUGUGGAUGGAGUGCGUGCGGCACAGCACCGGCGUCUACCAGUGCCAGCUCUACCGCUCCCAGCUGGCGCUGCCCGCCGACCUGCGGGCCGCCCGCGCCCUGAUGGUCAUCUCCUGCCUGCUGGCCGUGCUGGCGGCCGGCGUGGCCGUGCUGGGCAUGAGGUGCACGCGCUGCGCCGAGGGCAGCCCGGCCAAGGCCUCCAUGGCGGGCGCCGGCGGCGUCGGCUUCGCGGCGGCCGGGCUGCUCUGCCUGGUGCCGGUGGCGUGGAGCACCAACAGCGUCGUGAUGGAUUUCUACAACCCCACGGUUCCUGCUGGCGUGAAGUAUGAGAUAGGGCAGGCUCUUUAUCUGGGGUUUGUCUCCUCGGCCUUCACCAUCUUGGGCGGGGCCUUGCUGUGCACGUCGUGCCCGGGGAGCUGGGCGCCUCGCCAGCCGCGAUCCGGGCCCGCAGCGCCGCCGUCCUUUGGGCCACCGGGUGACUCCAAGGGCAACCACGCUCCUUCCCUGGCAUCUGUGGCCCACAGCGGCUACAGGCUGAGCGACUACGUGUGA